CGGCGCCCUCAUUGGUCGGCGCUCCGUCUGCAGACGAGACAGUCACAGCGUCAGAUUUCGCCAAAGAAACGUAUUCACCUGGCAACACUCUCGCCGUGAGCCAGGACAAGUUGCUGCGCUGUCCUGGUAGUCUGUGCUCGACAUUUUCAUUCUGUUUUCUUAGUCUGCGUUUACAUUCCUCUGUGUGCUACUCAUCGAAUCGUCAUACAAAAUGUCCAACAAAGAAUCAGCCGCUUCUUCCGGCAUUGUGGUCGACACAGCGACAGGCGAACGCCAUGUCCCAUCCUCGACCCGUGCGGACGGCUCAAAGCGCAAGGAAAUCCGUAUUCGCCCAGGAUAUCAGCCUCCAGAAGACGUCAAGGUCUAUAAGAACCCGUCGGCAGCCGCAUGGCAGACUCGGGGAAAAGGCGGUGUUCCAGGCGCUGAAGGGCUCGGUACUAGCGGUGGCAGUCCAGCUGCAAGCGCUGCAAGCAACAAGAAUGCAAAACGUCGAGAGGCGAAGAAGAAGGCUAAAUCUGAGGAGAAAGCAGACGAUGAAAAUAAGCCCGGCGUAGCUGGGCUAGAUGCUGGCAAAGAAGAGGUUGCUCAGAAACCGCUGGACCCUGAAGCCGAAAAGGAAAAGAAGGCUCGCAAUUUGAAAAAGAAACUUCGACAAGCGCGCGAUCUUCGUGACAAGAAAGACAAGGGCGAAUCCCUUCUUCCAGAACAGUUGGCGAAAAUCAUUAAAAUCAAUGAGCUCAUCCGGGAACUAGACUCCUUGGGCUUUGACUCGGAUGGGGAUACGAAGCCAUGAGUAUGAUUGCUCGAAAUGGGCUCAUCGGAGUGAUGGAAUAGAGCAAGUGCUCUUUCAGAAUCAGUAUUAUCUACCAGCUACGGUAUCCAAGGCUAUCAGCUAUCGAGUGUGACAAGAACACGGCCAGAGUAUUGUCUAUCACACAGCGGUACACCAGUCAGUGGAAGACGAACGAAGGAUGGUCUAUUAGAAGAGUGUUUAAACCAUGGUUUUCACGAUACUUUGAUGUAAAAUUGCUGUGGUGACAAGCGUUCAGAUAUUCGUGACUUUCACAGUAGGAAGACACUUUCGUUCGCGAGCUUGGACAAGAUGCAAACGAUUUGACUGAACAAACGCCGUUAUGUGGUGAAGAAUCAGGGUUCCUAUUCUUCAGAAUAUUGAUUCCAUGUUGUGCUUAUUAGAGGUAUUGCGCUGAAAGAUACCAUUGUAAUAUAUUAUAUACAGUUUUUCAA
Molecule: messenger RNA, 1245 nt
Organism: Talaromyces proteolyticus
Lineage: Eukaryota; Fungi; Ascomycota; Eurotiomycetes; Eurotiales; Trichocomaceae
Exons: 1
Coding region: 212-793 (193 amino acids)
Biological process (GO): exon-exon junction complex disassembly
Cellular component (GO): cytoplasm; exon-exon junction complex
Molecular function (GO): RNA binding
Source: RefSeq, a predicted model, not a curated record